This is a messenger RNA of Liolophura sinensis, 3467 nucleotides long. RefSeq names its product centriolar satellite-associated tubulin polyglutamylase complex regulator 1-like. The transcript is spliced from 9 exons. Bases 380 to 1441 code for a protein of 353 amino acids. Lineage: Eukaryota; Metazoa; Mollusca; Polyplacophora; Chitonida; Chitonidae. The record is from RefSeq and is a predicted model, not a curated record.
ACCCGGUUCGAGCAUGUAACCUACAUAAGAGCUCCCUUGGGACAAGGGAAAUAACCACUGUCUGCAUAUGCGUGUGUGUGUUGCUAGCCAGUGUAAACAAAAUGGCGUGGAGCUGCCGAGAAUAGUUCAGCCUUUUUAACACCAAAUCUUUUCCUUUAUACUGUAUGUAUAAGAGACAUGUUAUUUUUCCAAUGACUACGCGUUGAUAAAUCCAGCUUCAUGCAACCACGCUUAACUAGUCUGGGCCAGGCAUUGACAGCGACGGAGUUGGUAGUAGUAACGGAAUCUGAGCACUUACUGAUUUCACUUUGCAUCGUGUUGUGUGUGUUACGUGGUGAGAACGCCGUACCAUAUCCGGAUUAAAGAAUGCCAAGCAGACAUGGAUACUGAUGGUAGUAGUAUGGACAGGUACGCGCUGACCGCUGAGAGAUAUCUGGCUGAACAUAAUAUUCUGGUUUAUCUGGAAGAUAGUGUUGCGCAACUUUUAGAGCACAGAGAGGAAAACCCUAAGGUCAAUGCCCAAAAGUACCUCACAGAAUAUUUUUCAGCUCUACGAGAUGGAAACCACACAAUGUUCAGAGAGUAUUCCUUUGUCAGGGCCACAUCUCACAACAGAGCCUCCUUUGUGCACCUUUUCUGGAGCAGUUUUAAACAGAUAGGAGAGCGUGGAGACUUGCUGAGCAUCAAGGAGUACCAUUCCCUGGUACAGUUGCUUUGUCCUGAUUUUCCCUUUGAUGUUCUUCAGAAAACUGCCAGAAUAGUUCUCAUGGAUGAUGCCCUGGACUGUUUGAUUGGAUUUUCUGACUUCUUAUAUGCCUUCCAAGCACAGUUUUACUAUGAAGAAUUUUUAAACAAAGCAACAGAGAUCUACAAGUCAUUACAGCAGUCACAGAGCAGCCCGCGAGAGACGGUGGUUGUGCCAUCCUCAACUGAUGACCAGCCCAAUGUGAAGAGGAAGAGUCCGCCUCAGAGCCAGGACAGCGUAGAUAGCAGCCUGUUCUUUAGGAUGCUCUACCAGACCUGUGACAGGGCAGAAUUCAGUGUCCCCUCAGUGGAUGUUCUGAAGGAACUGUUGGACAUGCCCCAAGUCACCUAUUAUAGUUUCCUUAUGUUUGUAGCUAAGAGCCAGAGAAUCAAUGAAGCCAUUGGGCGCUUACCAAAGAAAGAUGAACUAUUUGAGGGGCUUAAUCGGGAAAGCUCUACUUCCAGUAUUCAUCUGAACUCUUCCAAAGGGAACCUUGUGGAGCCUUCUGCUGACACUACUGAGCCGCAGCAGCAGAAGAGACCUAAUGGCAGUGUCAUUAAAACAGGGAAGGGUGUGAUUUCUACACUACAUAGACUCAGGUCUGCAGGCCGUAGGGAGAUUACCAUUCACAGCCCAGGUAGGAGCAGUUGUUCAGAGAGAACAUCUGAUGACAGUGAUGGAUCUACUACAGACUGAAGUUCACCCUGCCCUUGCUCACUGGGAGGAUGAGAUCUCCUACAGUCUAAGAAAACAAUCCUCCCCUCUUUCACUAGGAGGAUGGAAUCUCAUACAGCGUUCACUCACUAUGAGGAUAGGAUCAACAAUAAACUGAGGGAACUCACGGAGUACAGUAUCUAGCGUACUGGAGGUUCCAUCUUUCAUUUACUCGGAGUAGGAUUGUUGGCACAAAUCGAAAUAAUGGCCUUCCACUGGAGAUUACUGUUGAUUUAAUACGAAAUCACACUUCUCAUCGUGAAUUUCCAUCAGAAUAAUAGGACUGACAUGUGAACACAAGUCUGUCCGAUAACCAGCAACUUUCGCUCUUAUGCAUGACUUUGCCUUACAUGCCAGAAAUUACUGCAAUAACAAAUCUUAACAAAGGCUUAAUAAAUUUACAAAUGUCGUGAGUAAAACAUUUGUACAAGGCCAGAAAACAGCUACGUGUAAGAACAAGAAAACUUUUACAAUGGGUUAUUGUUUUUUAUUUACAUUUUUCAUGAUUUUGAGGCAAUAAUGUACAUGCAGCUUGUAUAAUCUUACAUUUCAAGGCUUGUUAAUAUUUUCUUCUGACUUGUACACACAAGUACAAGAUGUACAAUGUAUUAAAAUUUUACAUGACAUGUACAUGUCUCUACAUGUAGCUCAUAAAAGAUCAAAAAGGGAGUAAAAUAAUUGUCUAUCCUGAAGCAAAAACAGAAAAAAUUGCCACAUGGAAACAAUUCUGCAUAAUUUGAUCUGAUGCAGUAUGUGUACUGAUUAAAAACUUAUUACUGAAUGUUAUUACUGUCUUUAUGGUUCUAUAAUGUUGAAAGAGGAACAAAUGUAUUUUUUAUCCAAAUCAAGUCAAUCAUGAUCAGUUUUGGACUGGAAAGCAUACGGAUUACCCAUGAUUCUCUCAUUCAUUCUGCUUAAAGUCACCCAUGCAUUACAGCUGCCCUAAUCUCAAGUACAUGUAUUACUUUGUAAAAUAAUGAUUUCACACUUCCCUCAUUAAGUAAUGAUGUCACAGUCACCUAGACAUGUUUGACUGAUUUACAGCCUUGAACCAGAGGUAACAAAGACUGUUUUAAUCUCCUGUCAGUUAUUAGCCAGCUGAAGUUGUAAGAAGGUACUUUUACAUACAUGUAUAUUACAAGAACCACAAUCUGUCUAAGACAAAAUGAGCCAGCUGGGAAUAGUAUUUUGUGUUAACUGGUGCUAAAAUAAGAGUUAUUUUAGUACCAUAUGUUGAGAAUUAUUUACUAAUGUCUAGCAAGCUUCAGGCAUUUGGGUACAUAUACAGUGUAAUAAUGGCAGGAACUGUUCUUUGUUAGCAGUGGAUUCACUCGCAUCCAAGUGCUUACACAGUACAGUCACCAACAGAAGCGAUACAUGAAGUGCUAAAUACUGCAGUUUUACUUUCCAGAAAUAGAAAAAUUGACUGGCUUGUCCUGUACACUUGAUAAAGAGUUGGAUAUACAAAGUACAUGUAUAUUUCAAAAUUGCUCCUCUUAAACUGAGUUUUCAGAAAAUUAGGAAAAUGGACAUCUGUAUGGGUUUAGCAUGUGCAACAGAAUGUACAAGCAUAUGUACAUAGAGCAUUCACAUUGGCAUACAACAUAUCUAUAUACAUUUUGGAUGCACCGUGCCAUGUUUUAACGGUCUAUUGCAAAUCUCUCUGAUCGGAGUAGACUGUGGAAGUUGGAAUCAGCAGUUCAAUGUGUAAACAUUGAACUGUAGAACACUGCUGAAAUUCACACUGUAUGAUCUAUGGUACUGAUCUGGCAGUUCGUUAGGCCUUUCAAACACAAGCAUUUUCUACACAGCUGCGAAAUGUUGCUAACAUUAUUGAAUUGUUGAAAUCUCAUAAUUUUUACUUGACCCUCAAACCUGAAUUCUGACUUUCACUUUUGAAAAAUGAGGUCAGUCUGCUGCUUUUGUCUGUUUUCACUGGAAAUCUUGUCCACACCAGAAUUCUAUUUACACUGGAAGUCUUAUUUCAUCUAUCAUCACAGAUAAUCAG